CUUAUAUUCCACCGACCGGGGUGGUUUUCUUCUUCCCUUACCUUUUUCUCCCACUUCGGCGCUUCCACCAGGCGUUAUGUUAUUUCUUUCGUUGGCUUGAUGGGUAACGCAGCAGCAUGUGGAGACGUUCUUCAGCUGAGACUAUCUAAAGUCUCAUCCCUAAUUCCUGCCAUCUUCUGGUCGUCAUCUACCACAUCUCCCCUAUUAUUUUCUUUGUCGCUUAUAGUCAACCUUUCUUUACACGCAACACGCAACACGAUUUUCACAUGUAGAUUUCAAGGCGUGUACUACUUGGCCCGUAUAAUAUACGUUUCUCGAACACGCUUCUGCUCUCGUACCCUUACUCUGUUUUUGUGGUGUAUGAGGGUGGGCUUGCGCAUGAAGCCUCCAGAGGUUAAGGCUGUAAGUUACCUUUCAGGAUGGGGUUCUGGGAAGGCUUUAGGGUAUGUGCAAGGGGACAUGCCGUAAGGUAGGUAGCCUCGGCUACGAUGUUCUAUAAGCAGGGACUACAGUGUUCGCAACACUUCCACAUGAAUAAUCGCUGAUCGUUCGAUUAGGUGUGGCAUCUUGGAAGAUAUCAAGUCAAACAUAAAUUUCUCUGGAGAGAAAAGGGUCACACCAAAGCCCGCUUUCGUCACUUUAUAAGAAUAAUAAUGUGUGAUUGGCCUCGGUUGGGUAUCAUA
Molecule: messenger RNA, 683 nt
Organism: Sodiomyces alkalinus F11
Lineage: Eukaryota; Fungi; Ascomycota; Sordariomycetes; Glomerellales; Plectosphaerellaceae
Exons: 1
Coding region: 100-468 (122 amino acids)
Source: RefSeq, a predicted model, not a curated record